Molecule: messenger RNA, 1500 nt
Organism: Anopheles merus
Lineage: Eukaryota; Metazoa; Arthropoda; Insecta; Diptera; Culicidae
Gene: alc
Product: 5'-AMP-activated protein kinase subunit beta-2
Exons: 3
Coding region: 186-1076 (296 amino acids)
Biological process (GO): signal transduction
Cellular component (GO): nucleus; cytoplasm; nucleotide-activated protein kinase complex
Molecular function (GO): protein kinase binding
Source: RefSeq, a predicted model, not a curated record
CUGUGUUUCUCGCUGCACAAAAACAUUCACCAAAAUACGCAAAACACGCAAAAAGGAGAAAAAUUUGCUCACAGAACAAGGCGAGCCCAAAUCCAAUCUUCCCUGCUGCAGCUCCCUUUUCCGUCUGGUGCCGUGUUCUUUGGUCCUUCCGUGCUGCCGUGCCCUUUCGUGCGUGAGUAGCCAGGAUGGGAAACGCAGGUAGCAAUUUGCCAAGGGAGCGUCAUAAAUCCGGAUCGAAUGAUCCCAUCCCGGGCUCGCCGAUGAAGGACGACCAGGCGUUCGUGUUUGACCGCAAGCCACACAUCCACGGGUAUCCGUUCGCGACGGAGGAGGAGGUGGAACCGUACGGGUACUCCAAGUCCGUGCCCGAUCCGGAGUUUGCCCGCGAGCCGAGGAAGCGUUCCAGCACCAUGUCCGAGGGUACGACCCCAUCCGAGGUGCCUGGAGGAGGAGCGGGCGGUGGCGGUGGGCCGGAUGAUGAUGCACAGCAGGAGGAGGAGCAGUCCAGUACGCUGCCGACCGUGUUCAAGUGGGACGGCGGUGGCAAGCAGGUGUUUAUUAGCGGCACGUUCUCGCAGUGGAAGGUACUGCCGAUGGUGAAAUCGCACGCCGACUUCGUGACCAUCAUCAACAUCCCGGAGGGGGACCAUCAGUACAAGUUUCUGGUCGAUGGCGAAUGGAAGCACGAUCCGAAGCUGAAAAAUGUAGAAAAUGACGCUGGCACCACGAACAACCUCGUCACCGUGCGCCAGUCCGACUUUGAAGUAUUCCAAGCGCUGGCCAAGGACAGCGAGGACACGGGCAAGGACGAGUCGAAGGAAUGGGGCCAGGACAUACCGACGGCCAGACCGUGGGGCAAGGAAUCGGGCCCGCCCGUACUGCCGCCCCAUCUGCUGCAGGUCAUUCUGAACAAGGACACUCCACUAUCGUGCGAACCGACCCUGCUGCCCGAGCCGAACCACGUCAUGCUGAAUCACCUGUACGCCCUUUCGAUCAAGGACGGUGUCAUGGUGCUGAGCGCGACGCAUCGCUACCGGAAGAAAUACGUCACCACGCUGCUCUACAAACCGAUCUAGAUGCUUGUGGCCGCGGGUAUGUGUGCGGGGGAGGGUGUAGCCUAUUCAUACCAUUACGCGAGCAGCGCGCCUUGGGCGCGAUAUCUUAUUAGAUAGGGUGGGGAGGGAACUACUAAUGGGGAUAAACCAAAACGAUUGAAAACCAAAGCUGAAUAAGCUUACACACAACGACAACCCAUUGUGUGGUUAAUCCAUCCGUUGGGGCCACAGAACACACAAACGUACACAGAUACAUUCAUCAUUGGAUUGGUUCCCGGUUGGUUGGUUGCUGUGCUGUGUGGAGGAAGGAUAAUUUGACCGCCGCGUGGAGGUAACACAGCUAAAUGUAUUUUUUUAAUUCCACACACACAGUUCGUUGAUUAUAUAUUGCGUAGUUUGUAGGUAAGACUAGGAAAAAAAUGGCUUGGAAAAAUUAACUGUAGAA